CGGUGAGUAACAGCGCUACCUUGACACUAGGUCGCUGCUGCACGGUGUGUUGCGGGUUUUACACCAAAAACUGCGUGUAAAAGAAAAAAAAAAGCGUGUUUUCGGUGCUGGUGUCUCAGCUCCCGUCAUGUCCAGCAUCCAGCAGCUCCGGGUCCUGAUCAACCAGCGGCUGGUGGCAGCGGCGGAGGAGAUCUUCGAGGCGGUGAGGAAGACCAUCGCGGGCUACGAGGAGGAGCUGCUGCUCUCCCGCCAGGAGCUGCGGAGGCACCGCGGGACGCUGAAGAUCGAGUUCAAGCCCGAACUGCACCCCGACAGAGUGGCAGCAGACCAGCCUCAACUCGCUCUGUCAGUCUGGGACGAGGACUUUCCGUCUGAUCAGCAGCUGGAGUGGAGCUCCAGUCUGGACCAGGACCAGCAGGCAGCUCCUCAGGAGAAGCAGGAGGAGAACCAGGAGGAGAACCAGCAGGCGGCUCCUCAGGAGAACCAGGAGGCGAACCAGGAGGAGAACCAGGAGAAGAACCAGAAGAAGAACCCGGAGGAGAACCAGGAGGAGCUGGAGGAGGACAGCACCAUCCGGUUCAUCUUCACACACCAGUCCAGCUCUCCCAGCGCCAAAGCCGAUGAAGGAGAACCUCUACCGAGCACCUCAGCCGAGCAGGACCAGGAGAAGACCGACGACGAUGAUGAUGAUGCCGCUUCCAUCGGUUCCUCUACAGCCAACAGCGACGAGGACUGGAGGGCCAGCAUGGAUUCCCAGAGCGAAGACAGCGACAGCAAGAGGGACAAGACGAAGAAAAAGAAAGUUCCUCGCCUGCCGAUGGUGCCGAAGCAGCUCCUGAACAAACAGAACAAAUCCCGGAUCAGCUGUAAAGUGUGCAGUAAAGCCUUCCACGCCAUCGUCUCUCUGGUGAACCACAUGGAGGUUCACUCCAAGGACGUGUGUGGCGUCUGCGGCGAACGCUUUGACGACGACGAGAGCUUCAGGAUUCACCUCAAGACUCAUGUGAAAGCAGAAAUCUGCAGCUUGUGCGGGAAAUGUUUUGGUGGCUUGAGUUCUCUGGAGACGCACAUGAGGAUCCACACGGGGGAGAAACCGUUCAACUGCAGCGAGUGUGGGAAGUCCUUCAACUGUCGCCACAAUAUGAUGCGACACAUCCGGAUACACACCGGAGAGAGACCGUACACCUGCACCGUCUGCAGGAAGUCCUUCAACGACUACUCCACUUUGAAACGCCACCUGAUGGUUCACAUUCGCAAGAUCAACCAGAACCCAAACAAUACAGACGAAAAUGACAACGAUGACAAGAAGAUCAAGGCGCCGUCACUGAAAACGACACAGUCCCGCACCAUGUGUGAAGUGUGUGGGAAAAUGUUCCACUCCCUCGUUUCUCUGGUCAAUCACGCCAAAAGUCACGCCACGGACCUCUGCGGUGUUUGUGGGACGCAUUUCGAGUCGGAGGAAAAUUUGAAACUUCAUCUGAAAACUCACAAAAAUGGGAAAGUGUGCGAAGUGUGCGGCAAGUGUUUUGACAGUCAGGGCAGCCUGGAGAUGCACAUGAGGAUCCACACGGGGGAGAAACCGUUCCUGUGCAGCGAGUGCGGGAAGUCCUUUAACUGUCGACACAACAUGACUCGACACAUCCGGACACACACGGGGGAGAAACCGUACCUCUGCAACGUCUGCGGCCGCUCAUUCAGUGACCACACCAGUCUGAAGCAACACAGCAGCACACACAGCGGAGAGAAACCGCAUCGCUGUGACGUCUGUGGAAAAGGUUUCCACCGAAAGACGUACGUCAGGCUGCACAUGAAGAGCCACACGACUAAGAAGUGAAACGUUUUUUUCUAAGUUUGGUGCAAAACUGGCAAUUUCAUCAACGCUUUUCAUGUAUCUUUGGACCUGGAGACACUUCUAGACUUCACAAUUUUGAAUGAAAACACUUGAAACACGCUGACAGGAAUCAGACAAAACAACACUGUUUUAUUCUCUGCAACAAGGAUAUAAAACAACAUCAAUUUUGUUUUGCUAUGCUGCGUUAAUUCUGAAAAACACGACAGAUUUUUACUAUUAGUUUAGACAAACUGUUGGGUUCAGCUGCAAUGAUAACUCGAUUAGCUGUCAACUCUUAGAUUAAUCGCCAACUAUUUUGAUAAUCAGUCAGGCUGAGUACUUUUUUAAGGAAAAAAAGUGCAUUCUUUGAUUUUAUCUUCUGAAAUGUGAAUAUUGUCUGGUUGCUUUAUGAUGUUAUACUGAACAUCUCUGGGUUGUCGACAAAUCAGUUCCAAUCUUCCGCUUUGGGAAACACUAAUCGUUACGUUUUUACUAUUUUCAACAACAAAUCGAGCAAAUAUUCAACAGUAAUAAUAAGCUUCAGCUGCAGAGGUGGGCGAUACAGCCAAAAUAUCAUCACAAUUAUUUAAGGCCGGAUCACGAUCUUCAUGAUUCAAGUUGAUGGUUUUGCAAGAAUCAUUCAAUCAAUCAAUCAAUUAAUUGACUGUUACAAAUGAUAACCAGUAACAUCUCAGAAGAAAAAAAUUUACUCAAUGUUCACGUAAAAUCUGUAUUUUUACAUAUAGUGCUUUCUUCUUUUUUGAUACCUGACUAUAAAGUUCUGCAGUUUUUACAAUUUUUGUUUCAGCAAACAAUAAUAUUCUGCAAAUAUUUGAGUGAAAAACUAUGCAUUUUGAGGUUUAAACAAUGGUAGUCAUUUUUAGACUGUUAUUUUACAGAUUUUCCUCACUUUAUGAAAUUUAAGAUCUGCAGUAAAAUCACAAAAUUCUUAGUUUAUGUGUUAAGCAUAAAAAAAAUAACAGGUCAAAACUGUAAAUUCAAAAAUCUGUAGGUUUGUUCUUGUUCAACGUGUUACUGUAAAACAACACAUUUGUAGUAUGUUAAAAUCAGCUGAGAUUAAUAUUUCUCAGAUGUUUGCUGGACUUCUAGUCUCCAUCCAUUACUGGGACAAUUUUUUUGUAAUUUUGUACCAGUUUUGAGUCGGCUUGAACAAGUUUUGACUAGUUUUGGACAAAUUUUGCUCAUUCUUUAGCUACAGUAGAAGCUAGCUAAGUGACUGCACAGAGAAGCUUCUAGUCUCCAUCAAUUACUGGAACAAGUUUUGGUAAUUUUAGACAAAUUCUUAGUCACUUUGACUAGUUUCUGACAGGUUUUGAUUAGCUUUGGACAGGUUUUGUCAUUUUAAGCUACAGUAGAAGCUAGCUAAGUGAUUGUGCACAUUUAUCCAAAGUGAUUUUACCUUCCUGGACUGUUUUCUGUUACAGUUGAUAAUUUAAUUCUCGGCAGCUAAAGUCAUGAUCUUUAUUAUUAUUCGAUUCAUUUUGCAGCUUUAAGUAGAAUAGAAAUAAAGGGAGCAAGAAGACAUCAGUGAGGAAAAGCAAGUUUCAGACAAUCUAAAUAGUGUAUUUAAAUUUUUAAAAAAGGCCAAGAGCCCAGAUUCUGCUCAUUUACAGGUUUAAACUUUUAUAAAGUCUACUAAAAUAUAUUUACAUGCUUUAAUGUUUAACCACAUUAUCUGAUGAUGUUUUUGUUUGUAUUGCCCGAACCCUGCUGUUAAAUAUAAAAUCUUCACUAUUUCUAAUGAUAAAAAGCUUUUUGUCCAAAGUUGAGCCAUUGUUUCUGGCUUAAAAUCAACAUUUGGAACUUGAGUGACAAGUCGACAGAAACCUUCAAACCAAUUUUUCACAUAAAUUUGAGAAUUUUUUCUACUCGUAUUUAUGUUACACUCCGUUUUUACCUGCUGUGUUCGACUAAUCACAUAAACCUUUAACUUUCAGAAGCUUUAAGUAUUGAACUGUUGGUCUUCUAGGGUUAAAUAUGCAGUUUAUCUCAUGUUUGUUACAUCCCAUGUGCUGUUUUCUCUUUAAAUUCUUCUGUACUGUUAUUCUUCACUACAAACAUUCACACAGGCACUAAGAACUCUGAUGUUGGAUGUAAAUCUGAACUCUGAAUGCAGUUUUAGUCACAUUGUGCCUGCGACAGACUUUCUGUUUUAGUUUAGCAUCACGACGGCACAUUUAAACACCAGAAGGUCUUUUUGUUUUAUAGCCAAAGACGUUACAGAGCAGCGAGUCUGACUUUCUGUUGAAGUUGUUUUAAUAAACUUCGACUUUAUGACUGA
Molecule: messenger RNA, 4133 nt
Organism: Amphiprion ocellaris (clown anemonefish)
Lineage: Eukaryota; Metazoa; Chordata; Actinopteri; Pomacentridae
Product: gastrula zinc finger protein XlCGF57.1-like
Exons: 2
Coding region: 128-1834 (568 amino acids)
Biological process (GO): regulation of transcription by RNA polymerase II
Molecular function (GO): DNA-binding transcription factor activity; RNA polymerase II cis-regulatory region sequence-specific DNA binding
Source: RefSeq, a predicted model, not a curated record